This is a messenger RNA of Diatraea saccharalis (sugarcane borer), 8352 nucleotides long. The record is from the annotation of a GenBank genome assembly. NCBI's taxonomy places the organism in Eukaryota, Metazoa, Arthropoda, Insecta, Lepidoptera, Crambidae.
AUGAAAAGCAAACCAGUUAAGCACAAGUCCACAAAUACUUUCAAGUUCAUACCGUUUGCUGAGCGGAUCAACUCUAUAGAUGUUCGCCAUGCGGCAUUGUAUCACAUAGAACAUGCAUAUACUCAACAACCCGAAGAAAAUGAAACUCAUUUCUAUUUGGCAAUACAAAAGUGGUAUGCUCUCAACCUCACAGAAAAUUUCAAAAAAUUUAGAAAAGAAGUAUUUGGUAUUGUCACUGUGCCUCAGUUGGUACACAAGAAAGAUGUAGUAUUUGAAAUAUUGGAGAAGUAUUUGAAUUUAGAAGAUCAACUAUGUCUUCAACCUCUUUUAGAAAUAUUAGUUUCUUUAGCAAAAGAUUUGCGUGAUGAUUUCUAUCCUCAAUUUCCAAAAUUUCUUGAUAUCCUGAUUAAACUUCUUAAUACAAAAGAUGCAGACAGACUAGAGUGGACAUUGAUAUGUUUAGCAUUCUUGUUUAAAAUAUUGAAACCAUGUAUGAAGAAGGAUAUUGCUGUGGUCCUUAAAAGAAUUAUACCAUUGCUUAGUGAAGCACAUCCACAGUAUAUAAAUAAUUUUGCAGCUGAGAGUUUUGCCUUUGUCGCUAGAGAUAUAAGAGAUAAGAAGAAAUUUUUAGAUCAUGUACUCACAUACCUGAAGACAAAUGAUGAUGCAAUUUCAGGAUGUGGCCACCUCAUGUUUGAAAUAAUCAGAGGAGUUAACGGGAAAUUCCACAGUUGCUUGGACACAUUCCUACCUCUCAUGUUACAAACUCUCAAAGACAAUAAGGAUCACCAGAGUAUACUUUUUAAAGUUCUAACACAGACAAUAGAAGACAGUUUGCAAACUAUAUCACCGAAAGAGUACACAACUUUUUGGUCUAGUGUAUUUAAGUUCAUUGAAGGAAUUUUAAAUGAAAAUGAUGAAGAGAGCAAAGGCUUAGAAUACAUCUUGAGACUUGCAGGACAAGUAAUAGAAUGUAAAAAUGGAAAAUAUUUGACAAAUCCAUCGCAAUUUGUUCUUUUACUUGUAAAAGUUGUUUGUGAACAAGUUUCCGAAAAUGUCUUAGAAGUUUGUGCUCAAAUUGGAGCAUUGCUCCUUCUGUCACCAAAUAUCUCGUUGUCUCAAGAACAGGCUGGUAUUAUUGUGAAAGUAUUGCUGCCUCUACCGUAUCCAAAUAUACUGAUAAAUUUUGUGAAAAACAUUAUAGAUUACCCACAAUUUGAUAUGCAUAUUUUGAAACCGUUUCUGAAUUUCGUAAUACAAUCUGGGUUUGAUAAUGAGGCAAUGUGUACAUUGACGAAAAUAUGUUUGCAUAAAUCACCCUUAUCAAAAAAUGGAAUAAAAUUAUUCGAAUGGGUUAAAUAUCCAAUUGACUUUGGAAAUUCCCUUUCAACCUUUAUGGAAUAUUGUAAUAACGUUUUAAAUGAUGACAUAGAGAAUAUUGUUGAGGAUCCUACCAAAUUGAUGAAUGUAUUGUUUUGUUUGCCUCAUGUUGAAAAUGUUAAUGUUGAUUACUGCAUCGUAACAUUGAGCAAAUUGACAAGUAAAAUCUUAAAUAUUUUGACCAGUUAUAAUAUUGAAGGUCAGCCAGAACAGAAUAAAUAUCAUUGUGAUAACUCUGCAUUAUCAGGAUGUGCUAGACAAGUAUUGUUUAUAUUAGCAAAUGCUUUGGAAAGUGCAGUUCACAUUUCCAGUUGUAAGAGAAUGAAAGAUAUAUGUGAUAUUGAUGCACUGUUACCGGUUGUAUUACCAUGUGCGGUAGAUCCUAAUUACUUGUCAAGUUUACAUUUACUGGACUUAUAUUUGACUGCUUACGAACAAGAGAAUGGGCUAACCUAUCCACAUCUUUCGUUGAUUGAUUCAUACCUAAGAAGUAAUGUGUCAUCUCCAUUUCAUAUUAUUCGUUUGUUGACCACUCAUAUCUACAAACUUUUUGAAGCAGUACCUGAACUGGACAAGACUGUAACGAUAGGUGGUACUGUCGAGAGAUUCUCAAUAUUCAGCAGAUGCUAUGAAGUAGAGUCAACCAACCCCUCCAUUCAAGAAUAUCGAUCACAAAUUAAUAUGCUUCAGAAAAUGGCAUUCAAUACUACACAAUAUACACUUGCAAAAGACACCGAUUACCAUUUGUAUGCACUGAAUUAUAUGCUGGGAGUUUUAUAUUUCAAUUUUAAAUUGUUAUGGGAGCCCGUUUCGGAAUUCAUUGUAGGUUACGGAAAUGCAUUGUCUGCUGACCACUUUUGGCCUCUUUUCUAUAAAAUAAUAAAAUCUUCAUUUGAGAAUGCUAAAAAAGAUUUAAAAAAGUUCCAAUUUGAAAAAGAAUUUCAUAGUUCAUAUGAUUUACUCAACGAACUGUACUGUGAUUACAAUAGCAUAUCAGAAAGACCGGAUUUAUACAAUUACAGAUAUUUAAUAUUAAAAAUCAUGACCAACUGUUCUCAAGUAUGUGAAGCUAAAAAUCGCGAUGUUGUUGUCUUAUUUCUGAAAUUUAUUGACGAAGAAUACAAAAGAAAUGAUAAUGCAAAUGCUCUUAAAAUUGAUGUUGAAAUACGCCAUGAAAACACAGAUAUGGAAGUCGAUAAAAUAGUAAAUGAACAAAUCGAAGAUAAUGAAGAAAUUACUGAUCCUAUAGAAGAUGGUAAAGACACUCCAUCUGGUAAAAUAAUCUUCAAAACUUUAAUAGGUGUGAUGCAGGUUUUAGCACAAUUUAAAAAUCCAAGAGCUCUUCAUAAAGAACCAGAAUUUUGGGAACUUUACAUGGAAUUUUUAAAACAUAAGAAUGCUAGCCUUCAGAAAUAUGCUUUAGAUUGCAUUUUAAAUUAUAAAAACAAAAGUGUGACACCCUAUAAAAGCAAUUUGUAUAAUUUGGUUGAUGAAAAUAAAUUAAAAGAUGAACUAACAAGAUUUAAAAUAACAGAAGACUCUAAAGACCUUCAACCAGAUGACCGAGAGCAUGUGAUUCCUAUAAUAUUGAGGAUUCUUUAUGGGAAAAUGACGGCAAAACUAGGAGCAGAUAAGAAAGGUGGUGGUCAAACAAGGCGGUCACUUGUGAUGAGAUACUUAUCAGGUUGCAAUGAAAAUGAACUUAAAAUGUUUAUCGAAAUGGCUUUUCCACAAUUUCGUCAGAACAUGAAUAUGGAUCCUAGAGAAAUACUUGCUGCCACAUUAGAAAAAUUAGAUUUAAAAUCAAUAACUAGUCCCGGAAAAUUGCACAGUAUUCUGAACUUAUUUGAGAUAGUAAGAGAAUAUUUUGGGGGAUAUAUGAAUGAAGAACUUUUGAGACAAUUGUUUAAAAUAUUUUAUGCUGUAUGUUCUCUAAUAUCGGCAGUUUUGUCACAAGGAAGCAAAGUUCACAUUGGUUAUGUGAAGGUUUUGAAGAACCUUAGAAUAUUAUGUUUGGGAACUUUAAGAAAGUUAUUUGACCAAUUUCAUACAUAUGCCUGGGAUAAAGACGAAUUAUUUGUUUUAUUCGAAACUUUAAUAUGGCCUUUAACACCAAAAUUACAAACUGACGGUAUUCACACCCCAACAGCUUUGUUAAAAUUAUUUAACACAUGGUGCCAAAAUCCAAGAUACUAUGUUUUAUUGACUACAGUAUCUGAAAAUGACCACUCAUUAUGUGUUUUGCCUGCUAUAUUUAAACUACUGUUGGCACCCAAAACCAGUCCUGGUGUGGUAAAUAUGAUUUUAGAUAUGGUGGAAAAGCUUCUAACAUUAACAGAGGACAAUGACAAUGAAGACAAUGAAACAAUACCUAUUGUUUCAUUUAAUACUUUACCUAUUGUAGGUAAUAAGAAUAUUGAAGGUAUAAAAGAAAUUAAUUUUGGAAGUACGAUUCUGAUACCUCAUAUAUCAAGCAUUCUAGAGGUGAUGAAGAGGCGUAUAGCAAAUGCAGCGAAAUCAAACACUGUCAAUAGAAGAGAUUUAUUGAUUUUGUCAAGGGUGACGGAACUAGUUUCUUCUCCUGAAAUGUGUGAUGAGUUGCUCAAUUUACUUUUACCGAUUCUUGUGAAAAAGGUGUGUUUAAACAUGGCCGAAGAUAAUAUGGAACACGCUGUUACCACUAUCAUUAAUUUAUUAGGUCACAGUUCUAAUCCUCAGAUUUAUAUAAAAAAUAUUGCUGUUCUAUUUAAUAAAGUGUCUCCUAUUGAUGUUAGAAAACUUUUGAUAAAACUACUUUCAUCUAUAGCCGAAAGUUCCACUAAAAAUAUAGAACUGUUAACAAGAAUUUCUCAAAUAAUUACUGAAAUGAAUGCUUUCAAUAAGCGGUGGAUUGAACAACCAGAUUUUGAUCGCAGACUAGAUGCAUAUAAACAGAUAUACCAGUUGUCAGAAGAUAAUAAUAUUGACUUAGAUCUUGCUAUAUUGAUAGUGAACAACUGCUUUUAUUUUAUUAGAAUAGAAAAAGAUAUAGGUCUACGUGAUUCAGCAGGGUUAUGUUUAAAACGAAUAUUGCCAAAAUUACUAUCAAAAUAUUGGUCUACACAUGAUGGGCAGUAUUUAGUUCGGGACACGGUUUUAUCUCUUAUUUCAACUGGUAUUAGGGAUACUAAAAAUGAGAUACACAGAAACGAGAGUAUAGCUUUAUUGGGUGAAUUGGCCAGAGAGGCUCCUGACUCAGAUGUAGUUUUGUCAGAUUUAGCUAAUUUGACAAACAAAGAUGAUAUAGAAGUGGACUUCUUUGAAAACAUGUGUCACCUUCAAAUGCAUAGACGCGUGAGAGCGUUGUUGAAGUUCUCCAAAGUGGCAAGAAAGUUGAAUAAAUGUCCUGCUCCUAGGACUCUUACGAAUUUCAUUUUACCUUUGGCAACUAUGUACCUUUGUGAUGACAAAUAUGCAGAUAAAAAUACUUUGAUUGAUGCAUGUAUUGAGGUCGUGUCUACUUGUUACCGAUUGCUACCUUGGUAUCACUACGAGGUCAUUCUGAAGUCUUAUUUGAAUAAAAUGCGUCACACAACCGAACAUCAGAAGCAAUUGACACGUUUAUUAGUGGGAAUAUUAGACGCAUUUCAUUUUGAUUUCACUAAAGUUAAAAGUAUUGAAUUACCAAAAGCUUUAAUACAUAAUAUUGAAUUAGGUAAAAUCGAAAUAAAACCAAAACCUGGUGGAGAUCAUAUUGUAAAUGAGGACACAGAACCAAAAGAAAAUGACGUUACAGACGAAGUACAAGAAAAAGACAAUGCAAACGUUGAAAAUGUAGAAAAUCUGUUGGAUAAUGAAUUAAAAACUGCAGACGAAGAAGCAGAUAACGAUGAUACCCUAAAAGAAGCUUCUGGCGGUCCAGCGUUUGAAAAAGUAACGAGUGUGUCGCCUUCUGUUGCUAAAAGGAUAAUAAAGUCCUUGUCAGCAGGACUUCUGCCUCAGCUUAGCAGAGCAAUUGGUAAAAUGACAGAACAUGAAGAGUCUCAUAAACUAAACAGACGUUCCAAGAGUUUUGAACGUCAAGAAGAAGACAUGAUUCGCAUCCCGAUUGCACUUGCUCUAGUAAAAUUAUUGCAAAGAUUACCGGGUGAUUUACUUCGCUAUCAAUUGCCAGGAAUUAUUAUAAAAUUAUGUUCAUUUUUGAAAUCACCAUUAAAACAAGUGCGUAUUACCGCAAGGGAUAUAGUUAAGAAAAUUAUGAUCACAGUUGGCACUUCAUACUUAGGGAUUCUGUUAGAACACUUAACUUUAUUAUUAACAAGAGGAUUCCAAGUUCACGUAUUAGUGGCUACAAUCCACACAAUUCUUGAUGCUUUAAAAACAGACUUUAAAUCUGGAGAGAUUAAUGAUAAUCUUGAUUUUAUACUGGAUGUUUGUGUCAAUGAUCUCUUUGGUGCACUAUCUGAAGAAAAGGAAGUCGAUAAAAUACAUUAUAAAACACCAGAGGCGAAACCAAGCAAAAAAAGUUAUGUAACCCUGAUGAUAGUGUCUCAAAAUAUAACAGAAAAAUGCUUAAUCAACCUACUACUUCCCUUCAAAGAAGUUUUACAAAAGCAUCACUCGAAAAAGAUAGUGUUAAAAGUACAAGAAGCUUUAAUGCACAUAUCUAGUGGACUCGUUACGAAUAAGUUCAUAGAUAUAGAGUCCUUGUUUAUUUUUCUCCAUGGUAUGGCAUCCGAGAGUAUACCUGAAUUCGUUUUGGGUGCGCCAAAACGAGAAAUAACUGAGAAACAAAAAGAAAAUAUGCUUAGAGCUAAACCUGAUUGCUAUAUUAUACCCGAAACUCCAAAACGUAACAGGGAAGCUCAAGCUAGAAACGUAAAAACUUCUAGCAAAGCUAACGCUCAUGUAUUAGUUGAGUUCAGUUUGAAUAUACUUUAUGUCAUACUGAAAAGAGAGAAAGCUCCAAGAGUCGAUUGCAAAGUAUUUGUAGAUCCACUUAUUCCAUUAUUAGUCGACGCGUUGAAAAGUGAUCAUGUUAAAGUGACGACAGUAGCCAUGAAAUGUAUAACGUCGCUCUGGACAAUAAGAGUUAGUACACCUACGUUAGAAGAUAUGAUACAGGAUAUAGUAAAAACAAUUUUUACGAUACUACACAAGUAUGCAACAUUCGAAAUAAAUACACAGAAUGACAAUUAUCAUCUUGUAAGGAAUGCGUUUAAGGCUGUAACUGUACUUAUAAGGAAUGUAAAAUAUUACAAACUGGAGGUAGACCAACUUAAAACAUUACUGUUGUAUGCCGAAGAAGAUUGCCAGAAUGAUGAUAAACAAUCAAAUUCAUUCUCCCUGUUGAAAGCCAUAUUGGAAGCUAAACUGGUAUCGAAAGAAUUGCAUGAAGUUAUGGCUAAAGUCGCCAGGAUUUCUAUACAGAGUGAAUCGGCUAAAUCUAGGGAAGAAGCUCGUUUGAUAUACGUAAUGUACGUGACCAAUUACCCACUUGGCCCCGAUAUACAAAAGAGCAUAGAUUUCUUCGUCUCCCAACUCAGAUAUGAGAUGCAACACGGCAGAGAAUCUUCACUCAAGUUCUUAGAGAUGAUUAUCAAUAAAUGUCCUGUGCAACAACUGGCUAGCUUCAGUGACUACUUGCUGUUUGCUGUUGGUGCUUGUAUGGUGAAUGAUUCCGCACCGGAGAUUCGCGCGGCUGCCGCUGGUUGUAUAGAAGCUAUGCUUGUUAGAUUGCCCAUUGUGGGUAGAAAUAAACUCUUCGACUUAGUACUUCUGUUCUUCCAAAAGACUCAGCCUUCAAAUUUUGAACUAGCCGCUCAACUUUGUAUUAGAUUCGUAAACGUUGAAAAAGAUGAAUUUCAAAAGCGUAUAUCAAAAGUAUUAAGUAUCAUUAGCACCAAAAUACUUUUACUGAGCAACAACAUAACUACGGGUCGAUUCGUCAAGAUUCAAAUACAAAACGAGGACAUGUCCAACGAAGAAAAACAACAGGAGAAGGACCACUGUUUGAUACAAUUACUAAACUUAAUCGAUAAGAUCACUGUACAUUGCGGUGCAAGUUUGAGAAACAAGACAUAUUUUGAGGAUUACGACAGCAUUGGGCAACAGUGUCAGGCAUUAUUGGCGUAUCCCCACGCGUGGGUAAGACUGAGAGCGGCUAAAAUAUUGUCUGCUCUGUUAUCUGCCGUGGAUCCGGUGGAAUUGGAAAAGGUUGUUAAUAAAGAUUUGGACACCGAUAGGAGUUUCUUUUACUGUGACACGGAGAUGACACUUAGAAGUCUAGUGUUGGAUCUUUGUGCCCAAUUCACGCCUUCAGUUACUAAGGAGAUGGCUGAUCAGGUGACAGAAGUGAUUUUUCAAAUUAUGAAACUGGUACACUCUAUAUCAUGCUUCAAAAUUACAUCUAAAAUUGAUAAUAAACAAAUGGACACCGAAGAGGUGGAAGGACGUGCUAAAGUCAAUAUUAGAUGGAUAUUAUUCAAGUUAAAAAAAGCCGUCAACGUGGAAGUCGCGAAAGUGCCCAAUUCUAUGACGAUUAGAACAUCAAUAUUCACAGCGUGGAUGCACGUGAUCAGCUCGUUGGAACAAGAGGAUCUUUAUAAAGUGAUCGAUGUCAUACUACCGCCAAUAGUUCGCGAGUUGUCCGUCGGCGAUGUGGGGGCGCCAGCGUCGCCUGUCAAACAACUAGCGGGCAGACUAGGAAAGAAAUUGAGAAGGAAGAUAGGUGAUAUAGAAUACAGCAAAUUAGUUGCGGAGGUGCAAACAAAAUUGAAUGUUAAAAGAGCUGAGAGAAAAAAGAUAUUACUUCAAGAAAAAGUUAACAAUCCCGAGAAGGCAGCGAAACGCAAGCUUCUUUUGAAAGAAAAGAAAAGGCAAGCUAAGAAAAUAAAACUAGAAAUGAUGCACGGCAAAAGGCCACGACCUAAGAAACGGAAAGCUGAAGAUGUUGAUAUCGAAGAUCAACUAUUGAAUGAUAACGAUGAAUGA